CAGUGUUCUGCCAACUUGGCACAAACACUUCCUGCCUGGGACCUGCAGGCCUGUAAAUACCAGGCCUGUGAAUACAGCCACGUAGGAGGUGGAUGCAUUAGGCCUGUGGCCUAGAGAAGCCCAGACUCGAACCAGAAGGUCCUCAGAGAGAAAAGUGGGGAGACCAACACUUGCCCUGAGAACAUUCCAGAAGAGGGACUAGGGUUGCAAAGGGGACAAAAACUUGGCUGCUGGUGUCUUGAACUUGACUUCUGGGUACAGGUGGAUCAUAGCUGACACCACCAACCUCUCCACGAGCAACCUCCUGCCUCAGACUCCUCAGAGCCGGGGAGCUCACUCUACUGUCCGGGCUCCGUGGACUCUGCUCCACGUCUCUUGUGCACUUCUCGCCCGCGCUGGGAUGUCCUCCCUGCCUGGGUCCCGGGAGCCCCUGCUCCGUGUGGCUGUGACGGGAGGCACCCACGGAAAUGAGAUGUGUGGCGUCUACCUGGCCCGGAACUGGCUACAGGACCCAGGGGAGCUGCGGAGACCCAGCUUCUCAGCCAUGCCGGUGCUGGCCAACCCAGCAGCCACAGCUGUCUGUCGCCGUUACAUAGACCGUGAUCUCAACCGCACCCUCACCCUCACCUUCCUUGGUUCCAAGGCUACCCCCGAUGACCUGUAUGAGGUGAAGAGAGCCCGCGAGUUGAACCAGCUACUGGGUCCCAAGGGCACAGGCCAGGCUUUUGACUUUAUCCUAGACCUGCACAACACCACAGCGAACACUGGGGUCUGCCUCAUCUCUGAAGCCUCCCAAAGCUCCUUCAACUUGCACCUGUGCCACUACCUACAGCUGCAGAACCCGGGGCUGCCCUGCCGCCUCUUACAGUUUGAGCCGCAUGAGGCAGAGACCUACAGCGUGGACUCUGUGUCUAAGAAUGGAAUCUCUCUGGAGCUCGGCCCCCAACCUCAGGGCGUGCUGCGGGCCGACCUGUUCUCCCUGAUGCGAGCUCUGGUGGCGGCCAUUCUGGACUUCAUCGAGCUCUUUAACCAAGACAAGGACUUCCCCGCCUUUGAGAUGGAUAUCUACAAGAUCUUGGGCAAGGUGGACUUCCCGCGUACUACAGAUGGCGACCUAGCGGGCACUGUACACCCUCAACUGCAGGACCAUGACUUUGAGCCACUGAGGCCUGGUGAACCCAUCUUCAAGCUGUUCAACGGAGAGGACGUACUGUAUGAGGGGGACUCCACUGUGUACCCUGUGUUUGUUAAUGAGGCUGCCUACUACGAGAAGCACGUGGCAUUCCUGAAGUCUGAGAAGAUACACGUCUCAGUGCCUGCCCUGCCAGGGUUGACCCCCAGCUCCACCCAAACUCCCUAACCCAAGUCAUUCCUGCCUGGCCUCAGUUUCCCUAUCUGAACAAUGGGUCCCAAGCCCAGGGUCCCCUGUCUCACUCUGGACACCAUAUCCCUUUCCAGACAACUGAUCUCAUGAUACAAAA
Molecule: messenger RNA, 1481 nt
Organism: Apodemus sylvaticus (European woodmouse)
Lineage: Eukaryota; Metazoa; Chordata; Mammalia; Rodentia; Muridae
Gene: Acy3
Product: aminoacylase 3
Exons: 7
Coding region: 401-1360 (319 amino acids)
Molecular function (GO): hydrolase activity, acting on ester bonds; aminoacylase activity
Source: RefSeq, a predicted model, not a curated record